AUGAAGGUCGAUGAAAAGAACGGUUCUGUGGCUGUAGAACAUAGUGGCGAUCAAGAGGGUGUUGUGCAGUCUAAAGAAAAUGUGGCGCAGAGAUGGCUCAGAGCUGCGUCGUUUAAAGAAAUUUUGGGAUCCGAUGCUAGCCAUAAGUCACUUUUCCUACUUGUUGCACAUGAAAGUGGCGAACAAGGUGUACUCCUUCUCAACAAGUCACCUUUCUCCGAAAGUACUGAGGACAUUGCUGCUAUUCUCGAAUCGGCUGAGUUGUCUGAGAUAAUGAAAAAUGAUAUAUUUGGAAGCUACGAUGUACUUAUUCCUUCUAAUAUGAACGUGGUGAAGUCCACUCUAAUAUAUCCUGCUAAUGAAAAAGUGAUAGCAAAGUAUCGUCAAGAAGAAAAGUUCAUCAUUAACGAAACGGCUGAAGACUAUGAAACGAUUACCGUUGAGUACAUCAAGAAGUAUCAAAUGGAUCUCAAGGUAAGGUUUACGGAAUCUAUGUCAAGAUUUUCUUAG
Molecule: messenger RNA, 510 nt
Organism: Ostertagia ostertagi
Lineage: Eukaryota; Metazoa; Nematoda; Chromadorea; Rhabditida; Trichostrongylidae
Source: the annotation of a GenBank genome assembly